This is a messenger RNA of Cucumis sativus (cucumber), 3277 nucleotides long. RefSeq names its product leucine-rich repeat extensin-like protein 4. Gene Ontology annotation, molecular function: protein binding. Lineage: Eukaryota; Viridiplantae; Streptophyta; Magnoliopsida; Cucurbitales; Cucurbitaceae. The record is from RefSeq and is a predicted model, not a curated record.
UUCUCACGUAUUAUUUCUUCCUCACACAUCUCCAAAAUCCCUAGAAAACAAACCCUUCUCUCAAUUCUUCUUUAUCUCUCUCCGCUCCACUCUCCAAAUCCUUCAUAUCUUUCUCUCUCUCCACACCCACAUUUUGAAGCUCAGAUCUCAAAGAAAGGAUUUGAGCAUUUUCCUGCAAAAAAAAAAAAAGAAAAAGAAAUCCCCAUUCUCCAAAAUCUCUCAGGUUUUAGAGAAGAACAAGGAAGAAGAAAGGUGAAAAAGAAAGUGGGAUUUUGUGGAAUCAGAUGUCUCACAUAUGAGAUGAAGAGCGAUACCCAUUUCAACAUUCAUCUUUUCUUACAUUUUUUCUUCUUCUUUGGCACUUUUCUUUUGUGCCUUUCUUCUUCUUCUUCUGCACUUGAAGAGUUUCGUCAAGCUUCUAGCCAUGGAGGACGUGGUCUGACUGAUGCUGAAGCUCAUUACAUCCGUCAACGGCAACUCCUUUACUACAGAGAUGAAUUUGGUGACCGUGGUGAAGAAGUUGUCGUCGAUCCUAAACUUGUUUUUGAAAACGACAGAAUUAGAAAUGCUUACAUAGCAUUACAAGCUUGGAAGCAAGCGAUUCUGUCUGACCCUUUAAAUCUUACUAAGAAUUGGGUUGGAUCUGAUGUUUGUCACUACAAAGGGGUUUUCUGCGCUCCGGCGCCGGAUAAUUCGUCGAUCCGUACAGUCGCCGGAAUUGACCUUAACCACGGCGACAUUGCCGGGUACUUGCCUGAGGAGCUUGGUCUUCUUGUGGAUCUUGCAUUGUUUCAUAUAAACUCCAAUCGGUUCUGUGGGACUGUUCCUCACAAGUUCAAGAACUUGAAGUUGUUGUUCGAGUUGGAUCUGAGUAACAAUCGCUUCGCCGGGAAGUUCCCUCGGGUGGUUCUUGAGUUGCCGGAGCUGAAGUUUUUGGAUCUGAGGUUCAACGAGUUCGAAGGGACGGUUCCCAAGGAGCUCUUUGACAAGGAUUUGGACGCCAUUUUCAUCAACCACAAUAGAUUCCGGUUUGACUUGCCGGAAAAUUUCGGUAACUCGCCGGUUUCAGUUAUUGUUCUUGCUAAUAACAAAUUUCAUGGGUGUGUGCCGGGGAGCAUUGGGAAUAUGACGAGAUUGAAUGAGAUUAUUCUCAUGAAUAAUGGCUUUCGAUCAUGUUUGCCUUCGGAGAUUGGGUUUCUGAAAAAUUUGACAGUGUUUGAUGUGAGUCACAAUGAGUUUUUUGGGAAGUUGCCGGAGACGAUCGGUGGAAUGGUGAGUUUGGAGCAGCUGAAUGUGGCGCAUAAUUUCUUGUCUGGGAAGAUUCCAGACAGUAUUUGUAAAUUGCCGAAUCUGCAGAACUUUACUUACUCUUAUAAUUUCUUUACGGGAGAAGCGCCGUCGUGCUUGGCAUUACCGGACUUUGAUGAUCGGAGAAACUGUAUUCCAGAACGACCGGUUCAACGCUCUGAGAGGCAAUGUAAGUCGUUCUUGUCUAAGCCUGUGGAUUGCAGUUCUUUUGGAUGUCCUUCUUUUGUUGCUCCGUCGCCACCUGUGGUGGUGCCAUCGCCGCCACCUGUGGUGGUCCCUUCUCCGCCACCUGUUGUUGUACCAACACCAUCGCCACCUGUUUACCCUCCACCGCCACCUAAAUCCGAGUCACAUCCCAUUUACCGACCACUCCCUCCGCCGCCGCCGCCGCCGCCAUCCCCAUCUCCCCCUCCCCCGCCUGUUUUCCCUCCUCCACCUCCACCAUCCCCACCACCGCCGUCUCCACCUCCACCGUCCCCACCACCGCCAGUUUACUCUCCACCCCCACCUCCACCAUCUCCUCCACCGCCUUCUCCACCACCCCCAUCACCCCCACCGCCGCCCCCACCAGUUUACUCACCCCCACCUCCACCUUCACCGCCCCCGCCAUCUCCACCACCACCACCACCUCCGGUUUACUCUCCACCACCACCUCCACCCUCUCCUCCCCCGCCAUCUCCUCCCCCACCAUCGCCGCCGCCACCGGCACCGGUGUAUUGCGUCCGACCAUCACCCCCACCUCCACCACCAAACUCUCCCCCACCUCCUCCUCCCUUGUUCUCUCCACCCCCACCUGUUUACUACUACAAUUCACCGCCACCUCCCAACUCUCCACCACCCCCACCAAUGUACUCUCCUCCACCACCGCCACACUCGCCGCCUCCUCCUCCACAUUCACCACCACCACCAAUCUAUCCUUACUUAUCUCCUCCACCUCCUCCACCUGUCUAUUCUCCACCUCCCCCUCCACCGGUCUAUUCACCGCCUCCCCCACCGCCGUGUAUAGAACCACCCCCACCUCCUCCGCCGCCGUGUAUAGAAUAUUGAACCCCCCCACCACCCUCACCCUCCCCACCUCCGCCCAUCCAAUACCUUCCUCCGCCGUCUCCUUCACCACCUCCACCCCCAGUUUACCAUUCACCUCCUCCGCCGGUCUAUUACUCUCCACCACCACCACCAUCAGCUUCGCCGCCUCCGCCACCUGUAUCCCCACCACCAUCACCUGUAUACGAAGGCCCAUUGCCACCAAUCUAUGGAGUUUCGUACGCUUCCCCUCCACCUCCACCCUUCUAUUGAUUCUUUUGAGAAAUUUUCCUCCUCUAACCUUACCUCAACUCAACCAUAGAAGAAGGAGAAAUUUACACCAAAUGCCCUCUUUUUAUCUUCUUCAAUGUAUUAAAAGAAUUUCCCAAUCUCCCUCCAUUAUUAUUUUUUCUCCUUGAGCAAUGCUCAUCGCUCUUUGAGGAAGAAUAAUCAAAAAGACUUUUUAAGGAUUAUAUUUAUUUCUGCAAGUUAAAAGCGGCCGUGGCCAUGUCCAUCAUGUUCUUCUCUCUUACGAAAACCUCAAUUACUUUGUCUAAAGAUUUGGAAAAAAACAGCAAAAAAAAAGAAGGCAUUUUAUUAUUACACAGAGUGUAAGGUAAGAGGGAAAGUCUCUUCUUAUUUGUUUGAAUUGUUAUGGAUAUUUGAAUUUGUGAAAUAAAUGGCAGAGAAGAGUAGAAGAAGUGCAGAGAAUGUUUAUGUUUCAGCAAAAAAGAAAAAAAAAAUUGUAUGUAUAGGGAUGAAUUUGAAGAACUAUAAUUCAGAGCAACAAUGGGAAAGCAGUAGUUUCUGCUGCUGCUGCUUUCUGGUUUGUGGUCUUUUUAUUUUUUUGUUUUUUUCUUUCUUUAUUAUACUUUUGUUUUUCAAUUUAAUAGUAUAAUCAUGAACAUUUUACUUGUAUCAGAUUGUCUGAAUUCAGAUUAUAUUA